AAGCAACGUGGCAGCCGGCCACUGGCUCAAGGCAGCGGCCUCCCGCCUCGGAGUGUCUGGCAAGAUCCGCUCCAUCCGCUCCGACAGCUAUUUUAAACGCUUGGCUGCGACACGGCCUUCCACCGUCGCCUCCACCGCCGCCGCCUCCGAGCCAUCUACGUCAUCCGCUCCAGGGCCUCUAGUCCUGGUUUCAGAGCCGUACUUUUCGGAGUUCGAGCAGCUGGUCCCCUGGGCGCACCUCAAGUUCUGGCGCGACUACGACGUGAUCCGCGGCUCGGUGGCCGGGGUGGGUGGAGGUGGGCGGCAGCUGGUUUCCUUCCCGCGGCGAGCGAGGCUGGUGGCGGUGGCAGCGGCGUUGCCGGAGCUGUGGCGGACACGCCGUGCCCUGGGUCGCAUUGAGGGGCUGGACUUGUCAGAGGCCAACACCGUCCUGGGAGUCGUGGGAGCAGAUGAGGUGCCCAGCGGCGGUGACGGCUCAGUCAAGGGAGGCGAUGGUAAAUCAGGAAGCGCGGCAGCUGGCAAGGACGAUGACGAUGACAUCUGGGGCGACGAUGGGGAGGACGAGGAGGAUGGUACCGGCGGCGGCAGCAGCCAGCGGCAGCCGCUGCCAAUCCUGCCGUACAGCGUAUGGCAGGCUGGAGGAGGGUAUGAGGAGCUGAGCGGCCGCCAGGAGUUGCUGAGCUUGGACUGCGGAGGGCAUUUGGACGAUGUGGAGGGCUCUGCGGUGCUGACUACGACCCAUGGGUCGGUGUGCCAUGCCGUUGUGCUGUGGAUGGAUUACGACCUCGAUGGAGGUGCGAGUGUGGAGGGCUCCUCUGGCAGCAGCAAUCUGAGCGUUAGCACCGCUCCCGCGGCGGACGGUGGCCCGGGUGCCAGCGUUCAGGGAGUGUACCUGCUGCGGAAGCCUGUGGAGCUGACCCCUGGGUCACGCCUUCACGUAUCGGCCCAGUUUGACGGCCUUGACGCGGACGUGAGCGUAGAGGUGACGAUGCUGCCUCCGUAAGCAGGAGUGAAGAUGUAAGGCAAGAGUGUGACAUCUCAGUCAGGGUGCUUAAUCUGAUUUAGGGGCUUAGGCGUGCUGGUUUAAGGUAUUGGUUGGAACUUUUAGGGAAAGGUGUUGUGACGUGUCUGGAUGCUAAAUGGUGCCGAUAUUACAGGACCUAGCUCCCUCCUUGUUGCAGGGAAUACAGAAGUGAACCCUCGGGCUGCUCCGAGCAUUCUCAUUGUCGGGGUAUCAUGAUGGUGACGACUCGCAACGCCUCUUUAUUUCACUGGAGACGUCUGAUGGUAUGAAGCAUUGCAACAACCUACG
Messenger RNA from Astrephomene gubernaculifera, 1312 nucleotides. The record is from the annotation of a GenBank genome assembly. Lineage: Eukaryota; Viridiplantae; Chlorophyta; Chlorophyceae; Chlamydomonadales; Astrephomenaceae.